Molecule: messenger RNA, 486 nt
Organism: Didymella exigua CBS 183.55
Lineage: Eukaryota; Fungi; Ascomycota; Dothideomycetes; Pleosporales; Didymellaceae
Exons: 2
Coding region: 1-486 (161 amino acids)
Source: RefSeq, a predicted model, not a curated record
AUGGCCUUGUCGACAUUAUCACUACUCAGUCUCCCUCCAGAACUAGUCCUCAAGAUCGCGGACCACCUACCUCCAGACGGUAUCUUGGCUCUGAAGUUCUCGCACCGCAUCUUAAACUACUCUCUACCUCUAGCACCACGACUCCGAAAGGGGACCCUUACACGGUGCGCUCGCCUUGCAGUACGCAGCUACCUCGUCAAACCCACGCCGAGUCCAACCCAUCUGCGGUGCAUUCUUUGCAAAUCAGUUUACCCCCUCAAGUCUUUCCAAUCAUCGAGCAGUCCAGCUUGCGCGCCGCUUUCGUUCGCAGUCGACGUCGAAGAAACUGAAGUUGUGGAACUACCGCAAAGACUAUGUGCAUGGCACGUCGGCCUGGUAGGAAUCAAUGGGUCGACAGCUCGGAAAAUAUGUGUAUGCAUUGUGGUGCUAUCCAAUCUUGGGCGAAAUGUGAUUGCAAAUGCGACAGCUGCUCGUUCAGAGCAGUGA